Parascedosporium putredinis is the source of this 1338-nucleotide messenger RNA. NCBI's taxonomy places the organism in Eukaryota, Fungi, Ascomycota, Sordariomycetes, Microascales, Microascaceae. The record is from the annotation of a GenBank genome assembly.
AUGGACGUUACUGUCCUACCCAUCCUGAACCUGCGAGAGCACCAGGCUACCCAAUCGCUAUCCUGUUUUAUUUCAACACCGGGCACGUCGGCAAACAAGACUGGCCGCUUCUCUCUCGCGUAUAUCCCGCCUCCGAGCCUGGCACAUUCCACUUCUCUCCGCGCUGCCCAACCUAGGCCCCUAUGCUUCAAUCAGAGCGUUCUUACUAUGGAUAAUUCGAAACCCGAGUAUCUCCCUCCCAGAGGCGAGCGCGCCGCUCGGCAUAGCAAGGAGGUUCCUGGAGGCUCUGCUGUUACCCAACCACCGCCAGGCUUCCCGUUGACUCUGUCUUCCCCUCUAGCAUGGACUCGAAAUGAGAUGGAAGGAGAUGCGCACAAGUACAUUCUGAGACUGUCCGACGAGCACAUUUUCGCCCUGGAAACUGGCUUGCGACGCUUUGGCGACUUCCCAAGGCAGGGCGACAUCUCUGACGAAGACUUUCCCUUGCCCAAUGACUUGGUACGCGAGCUGCGAAGGAUCUCAGAUCAGUGCUACCGCGGUCCGGGAUUCGCCGUUAUCAAGGGCCUCGAUCCAACCAAGUAUACUGCGGAGGAAAAUCUCAAGAUCUAUGCCAGCAUCGCGGCCCACGUGGCUCCCCACCACGGCUUUGUGAACCACGACCGCACCAAAGUGGUUGCGUACGUCAUGAACGAAGAAAACGGCCCGGGCUCUUCAAGGGCCCCUGGUUUUACUAAAGAUGCUCUGGCUUUCCAUACCGAUUCUAGCGAGAUACUUUCUUUAUUUGCCAUCAAUGUCGCGUCCGAGGGAGGGUCAACGUUGAUCUCAAGCGGUUAUCACCUGUACAACCAGUUGGCGCAGAUGCGCGACUUUAGCUUCCAAGACCCAGCAAAGUAUCCACCAAUCCACCGAGCAAUGUUGCACGCCGCGGAUGCCAACAACGUAUGCUUCACUUUCAGUCGCUACCCUAUGACGGGGUACAAGCAGCGGCAGCGGGACCCAUCCCUCCCUCCACUCACUGAAGCGCAACUCGAGGCUUUGGACACCGUUCAGCAUAUUUUAGAGGAGAACUCCAUUGCCCUCCCUUGGGACAAGGGCGAUAUCGUAUUCAUCAACGACAUGGCCAUUUUCCACGCUCGCACAGCAUUCCAGGAGCAGGAAGGCUCCGGCCGUGAGCUCGUGAAGCUUUACCUCCACGAUCCAAAACAGCAGUGGCCCGUUGCCCCAACGGCACAGGAGAACUGGAACAAGCUCUUCGUUCCCAAGAAGCAAAACAACGCUAGCCGGGACGAAUGGAACUUGGUCGACAAGUCCGGAGAGAAUUCUCUUUCUAACGGAUGA